CUCGCGGCUGCGACUCGGAGCGGUGAUAAGUCCGCUUCUGGAUUUCUAGCGUUCCUGCAGGAGGAGCACAUCUCAUGAAAAUGGCUGGGUUGGCAGUUCUUUUACCGGUUUUGAUCGCGAUAACAGCAGUGUUUGGAUUAGAUGCUGAUUUACAGGUUGAUCUGAUCAGAGAGUUGGAUUUGGCCAAUGCUACACAUGGAAUAAGCCAAACAGCAGGUCUUCACAACAGCAGCAAAUCCUUUCUGUUUCAAGAUGUCAGGAGAGCCGUUCAGGUUCCGUCCCAAAUCACAGAACAAAUCCUGGAGUUGCUGAGAAACAAAAAGGAGUUCACGUUCAUGGCAUCCAUCCAGCAGAAGGUGUCCACAUCUGGAGUUCUCUUCUCCAUCCACGAGUCUGAGCACAGCUACUUUGAACUAGAGAGUAGUGGACUUCGGGAGGAAAUGCGCUACAAGUACAGCCACAAAGGAAAACAGCGAUCGGAGACGUUCCCAUAUCGUCUAGCUGAUGGUCAGUGGCAUAAAAUUGCUCUGUCCAUUAGCGCCAGUCAUUUACUGCUUCACGUGGACUGUAACAGGAUAUACGAGAGAGAGAUAAACUCUUCUGAGAUGAAUUUGUCUGCAGAAAGUGGGAUUUGGCUCGGACAACGCAGCCACAGACAUGGACUCUUCAAGGGCUCCAUGCAGGAUGUCAAAUUAGUGUUUUCUUCAAACGGCUACAUGGUGCAGUGUCCCAGCCUCAAUCGCACGUGUCCAACAUGCAGUGAUUUUCUCAGCCUCGUGCAGGGAAUAAUGGAUCUGCAGGAGCUUUUGGCUAAAAUGACAUUGAAGCUAAACUACGCUGAGUCCAGACUGAGUCAGUUGGAAAGCUGUCACUGUGAAAGGACAUGCAGCAUCAACGAUGUUGUGUAUCGAGACAAAGAGCUCUGGACCGAACCAGAGAACUGCAGAACCUGCGCUUGCAUGAACGGCGCCGUCGAGUGUCGGAGGAUGUUUUGCCCGCCUGUGAACUGCUCGGAGGAUUCUCUUCCUGUUCACGUGAACGGGACGUGCUGUAAGAAAUGCAGAUCUAAGUGCUGGUACCUGGGCCGAGCGCUUUCAGAGGGUCAGCGUGUUUUCCUACAUAGCUGCAAAGAGUGCAAGAACGGUGUGAUGGAGCUGGUGAAUGAAAGCUGCCCAAAUCUCAACUGCACAAUAAAUGAACAGAUUCUGCCGGAGAACAGAUGCUGCAACGUUUGCAGAGGUCAUGAUUUCUGCGCAGAGGGACUUCUCUGUGGAGAAAACUCGCUUUGCAAAAACCGGAAUAACAAAGCGGAGUGCGAAUGUAAGAGCGGCUACACGGCGAUACAAGGAGAUUCAACCUACUGUGAAGAUAUAGACGAGUGUUCCACACAGAUGCACUACUGUCAGGCCAACACAGUGUGUGUUAAUCUACCUGGAGGACAUCGAUGUGACUGCCUUCCAGGAUUCUCCAGAGUGGACGACUUCUCCUGCACAGAGCGUGAUGAGUGUGUCAGCGGCCAGAGCUCGUGUGAUGAGAACGCCAUCUGCACCAACACCAUCCAUGGACACCUGUGCACCUGUAAGCCAGGGUUCAUGGGUAACGGCACCGCCUGCACAGCGGUUUGUAAGGACGUCUGUCUCAACGGAGGAACCUGUGCGUCUCCCAACACAUGUGUGUGUCCUUCAGGCUUCACUGGACGCCUCUGUGACACGGAUGUAGAUGAGUGUGUGGAAGGUCUCACUCGGUGCCACACACACUCCCUGUGUGCCAAUCUUCCCGGAUGGUACCACUGCCAGUGUCGGAGCGGUUUCCAUGACGACGGCUCUCACCUGCCCGACGGCAGCUCCUGCGUGGAUAUUGACGAGUGUGCCUUGCACACACACACCUGCUGGAACGACUCGGUGUGUGUGAACCUGCCAGGAACCUUCGACUGUGUGUGUGUGAACGGCCCAGAAUGCACCGGGGACUGCGUACAAGGUGAAGAGCUAAAACACAACGGACAUGAGUGGAGCCUCGGCCAAGAUCACUGCACUGUGUGCACCUGUAAGGACGGGAGAGUGUUCUGCAGACGGAGAGUGUGUGACUGCACCGCUCCUGACCUGGAUCUGUCCUGCUGUCCGGAGUGUGACACGCGCCUGAGCAGUCAGUGUGUUCAUCAGAACGGAUACACACUUUACCACAGUGGAGAAUCCUGGAUCUAUAACUGCCAGCAAUGUCGAUGCCUGGAGGGAGAGGUGGAGUGUGUAUCCCUCUCUUGUCCUGUCCUGUUGUGUAAUCACUCGAGCGUGUUGGAGGGGGAGUGUUGUCCUCGAUGCAUUUCUGACCCCUGUACCGACGACACCAUGACCUCUGACCCUAGGCAGACAUGUCGCGACCCUGCCGGCAUCACACAUCUCAGUGGCGCCAUGUGGAGCGAUCCCAGUGCACCAUGCACCACCUGCACAUGCAAGAACGGGAAAAUCUGCUGCUCCGUCGAUUUGGACUGCGUCCAGGACGAUUAACCGCCUCGCCUUUUCAUCAAGCUCCUCGUGGACCAGAUGGAGUUUCUUGCGAUGCUGUUUUAACGCUCCUCUGACACUGACCAUCCGGUGGACGAUGACAUCCCGGGUUCAUCUCAGCGGCAUUUCACCCGACCUGACAAACACUGCAACCUGCAAUACUGUACACGUCACUGUAUCCCCCCACCCCACCCCACCCUGGCGGAAA
Molecule: messenger RNA, 2706 nt
Organism: Hemibagrus wyckioides
Lineage: Eukaryota; Metazoa; Chordata; Actinopteri; Siluriformes; Bagridae
Product: protein kinase C-binding protein NELL1-like
Exons: 20
Coding region: 75-2501 (808 amino acids)
Molecular function (GO): calcium ion binding; protein binding
Source: RefSeq, a predicted model, not a curated record